This is a messenger RNA of Hemiscyllium ocellatum (epaulette shark), 3779 nucleotides long. It is a transcript of the gene tnfrsf21, whose product is annotated as tumor necrosis factor receptor superfamily, member 21. The coding region runs from base 721 to 2619 and encodes 632 amino acids. Gene Ontology annotation, molecular function: protein binding. The record is from RefSeq and is a predicted model, not a curated record. The transcript is spliced from 6 exons. Lineage: Eukaryota; Metazoa; Chordata; Chondrichthyes; Orectolobiformes; Hemiscylliidae. Gene Ontology annotation, biological process: negative regulation of B cell proliferation; oligodendrocyte apoptotic process; adaptive immune response.
UGAGAUAAAACUUCAGUUGUAUUUAAGGCAGAGCAUGCUAAAUACACAACUGUCCUGUAACUAAACAGGAAGCGACGAGGAACGUCUGUCAUCGAGAUCUGAAUACCACAAAAAAAAGGGGGACUUGUGUCGGGGUUUCCCUUUCUCUUCUCCGGGAAGACUGUGCGAUCCGGUUGUCUCUGCGGUAGAGAGGAGGAGGCAGAGGCGCGCGGCCGACGGAUUGGCAGUGGAAUGUUGGCCGGAAGGUUCUGUGGAUGACGCGAGGCGCAGGCCCCGCCCCCUCGCUCCACCCUGCGCUAGCGGUAGCGGUAGCAGCAACUUGUCCAUUUUCAUUCAGCAUCAGUCCGGAGCUCGUUUGUGUCGUCCGUGCCCAACCACUGCACAUCGCUGGAGCUAUGGGAAUAAAUGCAACCGACAUUGAGGACCAGUCGCUUCUUCCCUACUAUUUGAAGCCCGUCGACCUGGCGAGAGGUUUCUGCCGCGGUGCGGCGGCGGGCGCCAGUAAAAACGAACAAUAAAAACCGAGAUCUAGUCGGCGGCCGUCCGUAUGGGGGGGUGGUUGCCGAUUCUAGCGCAGUAGAGCGGGGCCCCGGCACAAUGCGGAGUGAGGCGACUCGCUUCCCACAAACACGGUAAAAUGAAGCAGGGUGUGUGCUAUGGACGCCUGGCAGCUCCGGCAGUGGCCACCAGCGAACUCUUCACCGCCUAGCCCUGCCAGCAAUGGGAGCUUUUAGCUUGUUGUGGUGCUUUCUUCCUUCUUUCGCAGCUUGGACCGCAGCGACGAUGCAUUGGAGCAUUCUGACGCUGCUGUUUGUGUUGCUUGGUGACAUUACAGCUCAAGUAGAACCUGCUCCAAAGGCUGCUGUGUCCCUUUCGGGUAAAUACCAUCACUAUGAUCGUGCAACAGGGAAAGAAAUUUACUGUAAUAAGUGCCCUGCAGGCACCCAUGUGGCACAACAUUGCACAUCAACAUCAUUGCGUGUCUGUCGCUCCUGUAAAAAUGGCACUUUCACGAAGCAUGAGAAUGGCAUUGAUCAGUGUCACACCUGCAGGCCUUGCACAGCCCCGAUGAUUGAGAAAUUCCCAUGUACUGCCUUCUCUGACCGUGAGUGCACUUGCCCACCUGGAACCUUUCUGUCUAACAAGAUCUGUGUAGCUUAUACUGUUUGUGCAAUGGGUUGGCGUGUGAAGAAGAAAGGAAGCGAGACAGAAGAUGUUAAGUGUAAACCAUGCCCUCGUGGCACUUUCUCCAAUGUGCCUUCUAGUCCGAGGUGCAAACCACUCACCAAUUGUUCAGAACAUGAUCUGGUGAUCUUAAAACUAGGAAACCAACAAAGGGAUAACAUCUGUGGCUUACCAAGCACAAUUCGGAGUACAACCAUCAAUUCUUCAAGCACAGAGUCAACUCGCCACAACAGUGGAGUUCUUCCUGAUGCCUCCACUCCAUCAGGUAUUCCUAAUCAAUUGAGCACCACCACUACAAAAUCAAUCAGUGGAGUGACCAAAGAAGCACAACUUUGGCAUUCUUCCCAUUCAGGCCCCAAUUCACCUCUGUCAGCUGCGAUGAAUUUUCAACCCAUCAUGGAAAGCUCAAGAGCAGGUGCUGACUUCAGACCUCCCAGAAAAGGCCCGCCGAGGCCAAGCGCACACAAGCACUUUGACAUAAAUGAGCAUUUGCCGUGGAUGAUCGUACUCUUUCUGCUGUUGGUGCUGGUGGUGACAGUAGUUUGCAGUAUUAAGAAAAGCUCCCAUGUGCUGAAAAAAGGCCCCAAACAGGAUCCCAGCAGCAUUGUUGAGAAAGCUGGCCUCAAGAAGCCUAUUUCCCCGAGCCCAAAUAAAGAAAAAUGGAUUUACUAUUAUAAUGGGCAAGGAGUGGACAUCCUGAAACUUGUGGCAGCGCAGAUUGGUAGCCAGUGGAAGGACAUCUAUCAGUUUCUUGCCAAUGCAGCUGAACGAGAAGUAACUGCUUUCUCUAACGGGUAUUCAGGAGAUCACGAGCGAGCGUACGCAGCCUUACAACACUGGACGAUCCGAGAUCCUGAAGCCAACCUGGCAAAACUCAUUAGUGCCCUUCGUCGCUACAAGCGCAAUGAUGUGGUGGAAAACAUCAGAGGGCUAAUGGAAGAUACCUCCCAGCUGGAUCUUGAGAAACUUGUUCCUGUUGUCAACAAUAAAAAUGGAGUCGCUUCCAAUUCCGCUGUUCCCAAUUCCGCUGUUCCCAAUUCCGCUGUUCCCAAUUCCGCUGUUCCCAAUUCCGCUGUUGAAACAUCUUCAGCUGACAAGACAAAAGUAUUUUUUGUGGAUGAAUCAGAGCCCCUACUUCGCUGUGACUCAACUUCCAGUACUUCAUCUUCAGUUCUCAGCAGAACUGGAUCUUUCAUUUCCAAAGAGAAGAAAGACACCAUUUUACGCCAGGUACGUUUGGAUCCUUGUGACCUGCAGCCUAUAUUUGAUGACACACUUCAUAUUCUUAACCAGGAGGAGCUCGGAGUGAUAGAAGAGAUUCCCCAUGCUGAGGACAAAUUGGAUAAGCUGUUCGAGAUUGCUGGAGGGAAGAGUCAGGGUGCCAGUCAGAAACUCCUGGACUCUGUUUAUAGCCACUUACCAGACCUCCUUUAAUUCUGUGCAGCAUUGUAUGUGAUUGGUCAUAUUUAUUGAUGCAGUAAUGGUUGGUCAGUGCCAGUAAAAUGAAAGAAAUGAUGAAAUCUCCAUCAAAGUGGAGAUUAUCUUGGGUAAUUCAUUUUGUAGUCUGGAAUUGGAAGUUUGCUUCCACUCUAUAGAAGCAUGGCAUCUGUCUGGCAUAUAGAAGCCAGUAAUUUGGCCCUCCUUUCAUUGAAUGAUAUUUCAGUUCACAAAAAUAAACAAAGGCAAAUUGUGUGCACUUUUGUAUUCCAUUUAGUGUAUUUAACUGGUAUGGAUUAUUCUGUGUACUCAAGCACUAACUUUUAAGCAAUUCCUAAAGUAAAUUUAAAAUAGUGAUGUCUUCUAUGGAGCUUGCUUUGAUUCAGUUUUUGUUCCUUAAAUGCGCUGAAGCCUGGUCUCUAAAUGUUCAUUUUCUGCUUUUUAAUGCAAGAUUCAUUUUUUUUACAUUUUUCCACUUCGGUUGCUCUUGGUCUUUUACUGACUUGUUUUACUUUUUGCUGUUGAAAUGGCUGCAGAAGUGGCUCUGAUUUACAAAUUGAUAGAUAAGUUAGAGCUUUAAUAAUCAACAUAGUACUUGAAGCAAGCUGUUGUACUAGUUAAUUUUACUUUUACAUGUAUUUUCAACAGCGGUCUAAAAAAUGGUUGAGGAUCUGAUGAGAACUGCUGUAUAGAAUAUUAUAAAAUGAUUAUAGCAUAUUGUGUAGAGUUGUCAAAGCUGGAUGAGCACCAUUCAUGACAGAAAGUAUUUUGUAGUGAUCUUUCCAAGAAAAGAAAAUUGUUGACCGGUUGCUUCACCAGUUGGGAUGACGUUGCUGGUUGAAUAUUGUGCAAAACUGGUGCUCAAUUGCAGAUCUUUUGACAAUUUUAGCGGUACUAAUGCUGUCACCUGCUACUAGCAGUAUGUGAGAGAGAGCAAAACUAUUUUUUAGCAAUCUGCUUUGCAAAUGUGGGAAGGGAUAUACAGGUACUUGUUUUGGUAUUUUUUUGAAACUACUUGGAACAAGUCUGUUACCAGUCCAGAAUGGUACUAAUUUAUUCAGGGUACAAAUAUUUGAGUGUUUAUUACAAUUAUCUGGUAAAAUCAUGCUGCAUUUAAUUUCACUCGAUAUAUAGCGAUGUAAACUAUUAAUGAGAUG